AUGGUCAACCUCACCACUCAAAAGCGCCUGGCAGCUUCAGUCGCUCGCUGCGGAGAGCGCAAGAUUUGGCUGGACCCGAAUGAAAUCAGCGAAAUUUCAAAUGCCAACUCUCGACAGACUAUCCGCAAAUUAAUUGCCGAUGGUCUCAUCAUCAAAAAACCUGUCACAAUGCACUCCCGAUCUCGGGCAAGAGAGCUUGCUGCUGCACGCAAAUUAGGAAGACAUAGAGGUUUCGGUAAGCGAAAGGGUACAGCUGAUGCUCGUAUGCCUAGUCAGGUAGUGUGGAUGCGCCGUCUCCGCGUCCUUCGCCGCCUUCUUGUAAAAUAUCGUGCCAGUGGAAAGAUUGACAAGCACCUUUACCACGAACUUUACCACUUAAGCAAGGGUAAUACUUUCAAGCACAAGCGGGCAUUAGUCGAACAUAUCCAUCGCGCCAAGGCAGAGAAAGCACGAGAGAGAGUCUUGAAAGAAGAAAUGGACGCCAAGCGUGCAAAGACCAAAGCUGCUCGGGAGAGGAAACAAGAAAGAGCAUUACUUAAGCAACGGCAAUUGUAUGGCGAAGAGGAGCCAGCAGAGACUAAGUAA
This is a messenger RNA of Blumeria graminis f. sp. triticale, 585 nucleotides long. The record is from the annotation of a GenBank genome assembly. Lineage: Eukaryota; Fungi; Ascomycota; Leotiomycetes; Helotiales; Erysiphaceae.